Drosophila busckii is the source of this 3607-nucleotide messenger RNA. RefSeq names its product prolactin-releasing peptide receptor (gene sNPF-R). NCBI's taxonomy places the organism in Eukaryota, Metazoa, Arthropoda, Insecta, Diptera, Drosophilidae. The transcript has 3 exons. Gene Ontology annotation, biological process: G protein-coupled receptor signaling pathway. Bases 721 to 2508 code for a protein of 595 amino acids. The record is from RefSeq and is a predicted model, not a curated record. Gene Ontology annotation, molecular function: neuropeptide Y receptor activity; neuropeptide binding. Gene Ontology annotation, cellular component: plasma membrane; neuron projection.
GCGCUGGACGUGUGGGCGGCUAUAUGAAAAUCAAGUGAAAAGAUAUUCAAACAUCUGUUUCAUAUUUUUAAAUAAACAGCUAAAUUAGACGCAUUGCGUUCUCGCAACGUUUAUAGCAGCGCAUGAUUUGUGCUAGUGGCAGUGACAGUGACAAUAGAGACCGUGAACCGGCGCAAGAAAAAAAAAAUAUAAAUAUAAAUAAAAACAAGCAAGUGCCGGAGCGUGCUCGAGUGGCGUCCAUUACGCGCUCUGUCUGCGUUUCGGUCUACGGCUUCUUUGCGUUUCCGUCUUCAUCUGUGCUGACAAACUUUUUGGCUUUUGGCAACAAUAAAACGACAAUUUUAAAAGUCAAAACUUUGAGUGCACGGUUAGCAGCCGGCAGCUUAAGUAUAAACUGGAAAUUAAAUCAAUUGUUAAAAAAGCUAGCAAUUAGCAAUGAGCCAAAUAUUAAGCGAAACUUUGUGAAUAAAUAACAACAUUGAAGAUAAAACUUAAGACGUGCCUGGGAGAGCACGACGGAAAUGGCUGCUUAAGUGGCACACUUCCGGUUAAGCCGGACACUACUAAACAGCAGAGAGACCAAAGGCCACAGUUAAGCCAACCCAGACACAGACGCUUUUGACGUUUCUCACAGUCCGCCAGCCCAAAUAUUCAACUGGCAGCUUCCAGCUGCCAUCUGGGAAUCUUACAUUAAGAGCGUACAAACAAAAACUGUUGAGCAUGGCGAACUUCAGCAAUGAAACGACUAAUGCCUGGCUGGUCACGGUCAGCACACAGCUGCCUCAAGUGCUGGCAGUCAAUUGGAACUUGAGUGGCAGCUCCACCACAUUAGCCACGCCAAGCAGCAGCACCACCACCACCACCACCAUGAGUAGUCCAACUGUCAGUGGCGCCGAUGCAGUCGGCGAUGCCUUGGACGCCGACAAAUCGGGCAUCAUACACAAUCAGUUCGUGCAGAUCUUUUUCUAUGUGCUCUACACCACUGUCUUUGUGCUUGGCGUCUUUGGCAACGUGCUCGUCUGCUAUGUGGUGCUCAGGAAUCGCGCCAUGCAGACGGUCACCAACAUAUUCAUCACCAAUCUGGCGCUCUCGGACAUUCUGCUCUGCGUCCUCGCCGUGCCAUUCACGCCGCUCUACACCUUCAUGGGUCGCUGGGCCUUUGGACGCACGCUCUGCCAUCUAGUGUCCUUUGCCCAGGGCUGCAGCAUCUAUAUAUCCACGCUGACGCUGACAUCGAUAGCCAUUGAUCGCUACUUUGUGAUCAUCUACCCCUUUCAUCCGCGCAUGAAGCUCUCCACCUGCAUUGGCAUCAUAGUUAGCAUCUGGGUGAUUUCCCUGCUAGCCACUCUGCCCUACGGCAUGUAUAUGAAGAUGAACGACGAUGGCAAUGCCACCCAGCUGGCCAAUGAGACGCUCGCUAGCGUCAACGCUGCAGCAGAUGCCAGCUCAGCUGCCCAGGCUUAUAUGCAGGUGAUGACUGCGGGCGUUACGCUGGCCCCGGAGCUGACGGUGCAUCCUGUGUACUGUGAGGAGAACUGGCCGUCGGAGGAGUACCGCAAGGUGUUUGGCGCCAUCACCACAACGCUGCAGUUUGUGCUGCCCUUCAUUAUAAUAUCCAUUUGCUAUGUGUGGAUAUCGGUAAAGCUGAACCAGCGGGCUCGCGCCAAGCCGGGCUCGAAGUCGUCGCGACGCGAGGAGGCAGACCGGGAUCGCAAGAAGCGCACGAAUCGCAUGCUGAUUGCCAUGGUGGCGGUCUUCGGACUCAGCUGGCUGCCAAUCAAUGUGGUGAACAUCUUUGAUGACUUUGACGACAAGUCAAAUGAGUGGCGCUUCUACAUACUCUUUUUCUUUGUGGCGCACUCGAUUGCCAUGAGCUCCACCUGCUACAAUCCCUUUUUGUACGCUUGGCUCAAUGAGAAUUUUCGCAAGGAGUUCAAGCACGUGCUGCCCUGCUUCAAUCCCUCGAACAACAACAUUAUCAACAUUACUAGAGGCUACAAUCGCAGCGAUCGCAACACCUGCGGCCCGAGACUGCACCAUGGCAAUGGAGAGGGCGGUCCUGGCGGCAGUCUGGAUGCGGAUGAUCAGGAUGACAAUGGCAUCACGCAGGAGACCUGCCUGCCCAAAGAGAAGCUGCUCAUCAUACCUCGUGAGCCUACCUAUGGCAAUGGCAGUGGCGCCAUUUCGCCCAUACUCAGUGGUCGUGGCAUCAAUGCUGCACUCGUGCACAGUGGGCAGUCGCAGCUGCGGGAGCAGCAGCAACAACAGCAGCAGCAACUGGAGCUAAUGCGACGUGGCGCACCACGGCGUGGCCUGGAUGAGGAUGCGGACUACAUAGACUCCGGCGAUGAGCAGACGGUGGAGGUGCGCUUCAGCGAGACUCCAUUUGUCAGCUCGGACAAUACAACGGGGACGAGCACGCUGGAGACGAGUGCCAGCCACUGUCAGGAGCUGAAUGAGAAAGGCUUGACUGUUGGCCGUGGCGACAACAGCAGGCGGGGUAACUGAGAUAGGAUUUUUGAAACGCAUUUCUAGACACUGGUGCAGGUCGUCGAGCGGCACGAGCAUAGCAGCGACGACGACGACGACUCAGCGUCGGGGAAUGCGACAUAAGCUACAUCAAGAGCAGUAAGGAGAUGUGGCUUACACCCCGCUCGGUGACAAGGUGUAGCAAGUCGGGUAGACUGCGGACUGUGUGUGUGUGUGUGUGUGUGUGUGUGUGUCUGAGUGUGGACAAAAAAGUGCUGAUAAAUGCCAAAUAAAGUGACUACGAUGUGAAAAGUGCUGCGCUGUGUCGCCAUAGGCAACAGAGCCCCUAAGCAAUUGGCCAAAGCAGCUUCACUCAAAUGGAUGUGGUAUAUAUGUAUGUUUGUGUGUAUGUAUGUGUGUGUGUGUGUGGGUGUGACUAAGCCGCAUCUAGCUAGGUUGUCAAAGGCGUUGGCAACAAUUGUAUGAAUAUACAUUUGGUUUGGUAUUUUUCUAUUUUUUUCUUUUUGACAUGUGAUGUUUUACAUUCAGCGCAAUUGCUGCGCCAUUUCACAUGCUACAUAUUUACAGUUGCUUGCUGGGAGUCAAGUGAAUCCGUUUAAGCUCUGCCUCAAGGCCAUCAGCGUACCCACAUGCGUUUCAAUUUGCGUUCAACUGUCACACAUUUCUCUUUCGCAUUCGCAGUCGCAUACGCUUUCGAUUUGGAUUUCUCAGUGCCUGUUAUCGCGGGAGUUAAAUUCCGUGUGCCAAUUUUGGGCUCAAUUGUCUGGAAAUAUGUCAACGUAUAUAUUUGAAAAACAAAACCACAACAAAGCCAAAACGAAAAGUCUUAUAAUUUGCACAACUUAAAAUAAACACACACACACACACAGGUCACAGAGUAAAAAGAGCAGAUAUCAAGAGUGGCUUGUGGGUGGGCGUACGCACAUAAGCCUUAGCUGACAUUGAUGGGAUUUGCACAGGCCAUAACAAAACGACAAAAAUAUGUUGUGGCCAACUGACAGCUGGUGGAAUACAAAUUGAAUUGGCAUCUCCUCUAGGCAUUCAGCUCUUCGGCUGAUGGUUUUAUGGCUAUAAACUCAAGUUUAUCAGCCAAGCAAAGUGUUUGUCUUUAAUUUAA